Molecule: messenger RNA, 584 nt
Organism: Carlito syrichta (Philippine tarsier)
Lineage: Eukaryota; Metazoa; Chordata; Mammalia; Primates; Tarsiidae
Gene: RAB43
Product: RAB43, member RAS oncogene family
Exons: 3
Coding region: 1-504 (167 amino acids)
Biological process (GO): protein secretion; regulation of exocytosis
Molecular function (GO): GTPase activity; GTP binding
Source: RefSeq, a predicted model, not a curated record
AUGGACCUACAACUUGGUGUAGAUCACAGGCUGGUGUUCAUCUGCAGAGAGCCUGAGACCCUGUGGUUGCUGCAGAUCUGGGACACAGCUGGCCAGGAGCGAUUCCGCACAAUCACCCAGAGCUACUACCGCAGUGCCAAUGGGGCCAUCCUCGCCUACGACAUCACCAAGAAGAGCUCCUUCCUGUCAGUGCCUCACUGGAUUGAGGACGUGAGGAAAUAUGCAGGUUCCAACAUCGUGCAGCUGCUGAUUGGGAACAAGUCAGACCUCAGUGAGCUCCGGGAGGUCCCUCUGGCCGAGGCGCAGAGCCUGGCUGAGCACUAUGACAUCCUGUGUGCCAUCGAGACAUCUGCCAAGGACUCAAGCAACGUGGAGGAGGCCUUCCUGAGGGUGGCCACAGAGCUCAUCAUGAGGCAUGGGGGCCCCAUGUUCAGCGAGAAGAGCACUGACCACAUCCAGCUGGAUAGCAAGGACAUCGGAGAGAGCUGGGGCUGCGGGUGCUGACCGGGGCCGGGGCAGGUGGGCCAGGGGUUCCCAUUUCCUCACUCUGGCCUGCCAAGCCCAGCCCUGAAGAGCUGGCCCUC